Gigantopelta aegis is the source of this 411-nucleotide messenger RNA. RefSeq lists its product as uncharacterized. The transcript has a single exon. The record is from RefSeq and is a predicted model, not a curated record. Bases 1 to 411 code for a protein of 136 amino acids. NCBI's taxonomy places the organism in Eukaryota, Metazoa, Mollusca, Gastropoda, Neomphalida, Peltospiridae.
AUGGUUCCGUUGGACGAAGUUGAGAACGUUUGGGCUGACACAAUUGCUGACAGUCCCCAGAAUGAACAGGCAACAUUACUGAUGGACUACGUCACUAACACCUGGAUAGAAGGGCCAUGGACUCCAGAAAUGUGGAACCACUUUGGCAAUGACAGCCACCGGACAAAUAACCAUUUGAAAGGAUGGCACCAUAAAAUAAAUCCAAUCGCCCAGAAGAGUCAUCCGAACAUAUUUGAGGUGGUAGGUCUAUUGAAACGUGAGCAGUCUACAGUGGAAGUUAAACUACAGCAGUUAGAUGGUCACUGGCGAGGUCCAGCAAGAAAACGAAAAUACCGCACUAUCGAUGCCAGAAUCCGAUCUCUCAAAAUGAAUCGUGGAACUGAAUUAUGGAAACAAUUAAUGUGUUACUGA